Molecule: messenger RNA, 1716 nt
Organism: Etheostoma cragini (Arkansas darter)
Lineage: Eukaryota; Metazoa; Chordata; Actinopteri; Perciformes; Percidae
Product: zinc finger protein 664-like
Exons: 3
Coding region: 257-1447 (396 amino acids)
Biological process (GO): regulation of transcription by RNA polymerase II
Molecular function (GO): RNA polymerase II cis-regulatory region sequence-specific DNA binding; DNA-binding transcription factor activity
Source: RefSeq, a predicted model, not a curated record
UAAGGUCUAGGAGGCUCUUUAAUGUAGACUGUCCUCAUCACCACCGGGAGGCAGCAAUGCAGGAACACUGCCUAGUCUGCAGGGAAUGGACGGAAGAAGAAGAAAACUGCCGGAAUUCUACAAGAAGAAGAAGAUAAAGACGACUACGGUUUAUAUGUUACCCAGCUAAAGACCGGGCAUUCAGCGAAGAGAAGCCGUUAGUUGGAUCCAAAUAACGGCAGAGCCCCCGAGGAGUUAGCUAGUUUUUUACUUAGACAUGGACCGACACCGGAAACAACAGGAGGUGGUUUUAAAACCGGAAACGAAGCUGCUAGGAGCAGCUUUACCUUUGGAUGUCCAGAAAGUGAUUGUUGGUGAAGAACAUCAGCACGAGUGGAGCUCUAGCCUGGACCAGGAGGACACAAAGCCCCCACACAUUAAAGAGGAGCAGGAGCAGCUUUGGAUCAGUCAGGACCGAGAGCAGAUUACAGGGCUGGAGGAGGCUGAUACAAAGUUCCCAUUCACUGCUGUCCCUGUGAAGAGUGAAGAUGAUGAAGAGAAACCUGAGCUCUCACAGCGUAAUCAAAGACAAACUGUAGAGAUAAACACAGUACCUAAUGGUGAGGACUGUGGAGGACCAGAACCAGCCAUUGACAGUUUGCAUUCACAACCCGAUAAUGAAGACAAGAAUGAAGACUCUUCUGAACCUGAGACUGAUGACAGUGCUGAUUGGAAGGAGACCAGAGAACCUCAGUCAGGUUUAAACUCUCUAAAUAAUGAAGUCCCGGUCUGUGAUUCAAGAUGCGGUACUGGUGAGAAACCAUUUAGCUGCUUCAAGUGUGGGAAAGGUUUUGGCACCAAUGUACAUCUGAAGCAAGACACAGGAGCCCAUACAGAAGAGGAACCAUUUAGCUGCACAAUUUGUAGGACGUCUUUUGCAUGGAGACAAGAUUUAAAGACACACAUGACAAUUCACAAAGGAGAGAAAUCCUUAAGCUGCUUGGUCUGUAAGAAAGUUUUUAUAGAAAGUGGAAAUUUAAAGACACACAUGAGAAUUCACACGAGAGAGAAACCCUUUAGCUGCUCAGUCUGUAAGAAAGCUUUUACAGACAGGGCACAUUUACAAAGACACAUGAGAAUCCACACAGGAAAGAGACCAUUUAGUUGCUCAGUCUGUCAGAAGGCUUUUGCAAUGAGUGAAAAUUUACAGGCACACAUGAGAAUCCACACAGGAGAGAGACCAUUUAGUUGCUCAGUUUGUAAUAAAGCUUUUAUACAGAGUGGGCAUUUAAAGACACACAUGAGAAUCCACACAGGAGAGAAACCGUUUAGCUGUUCAGUCUGUAAGAAAGCUUUUACAGUGAGUAGAACAUUACAUAGACACAUGAGAACCCACGCAGAAGAGAAACCAUUUAGCUGUGAAGUAGAGUCUAGUCUUAAAGGAGAGCAGAUCCUCAGUCAGGUUUAAACACAGAAAUGUAAGUCUUUAAACACGGUGCAAGAUGUAAUACUCUAGGUCCGUAACAAGUGUAAAAUACAUAAGUUAGAAUUUUAGACUUUAAAACAGACCUGAGAAUUCUAUUGCCCGCAGGCCACAUCCGGCCCUUUGGGUGGCACUAACCGGCCCGCAUGAGGUCAAUGCGAAGUUAGCAAUUAAACGGAAAUAAGUGUACAUCAUGCAAGGAAUACGACGGCAAAGCUUUUAUUUUGAAGGCAACUGUUAUUUGUUGUUUAUUG